GGGAGCGGUAAAAGCUGCACCGUGAGAGAUCUCCACGCAAAUACUCUUCCUUGCUCCUUGUUCCUUCUUCUUCUGUCUACUAUUACUUCUUUAGAUCUGCAAUUCAGCCAUAUUUCAAUUCUUGGCCAACAGAAGAAAAAAAAAAAAAAUGAAAAACCAUUUAUUCAAUUGAUCUUGCUAAAUUCAUUCGCAAUCAAUUGGGUUUUUCCCCCAUCCAUUUCUUGUCGAGAUUCAUACGACUAUACGUAAAUUAAUUACCCUUUUAUGUUUAAUAGAGGAAAUUAAAAGUGGGUUUUUGAUAAUAGUAUGUGAGCAGAAUGGGGUCGGGAAAAGGCGCGACUUCGUCUUCCCAGGAUAUGGAUAUGUCGAUCACAGAGCUACGUGAGAAGCAUCAGCAAGAACUGAAAAAUCUCACAUUGACAACACAACCCUACAAAACUUUAAAAUUUUUUGUUUUGGCCAUGAUUGAAUACUUUAAGCGAUCAAUAGUAUAUCUUUUGGUGAAAGGUGGCUGGCUUAUGCUUUUAAGUACUGCAUUUGUUGCUUUUGGAGUUCUACUUGUCACCAUUGAUGGCCCUCAUGAAAAGCAUAUCAAGGAACUAUCUGAGUAUGCCCGAUUUGGAUUGUGGUGGAUUGCACUUGGUGUUGCAUCUUCAAUCGGCCUUGGAUCUGGUCUACACACCUUUGUCCUUUAUUUGGGUCCUCAUAUUGCCCUGUUUACUAUAAAAGCAAUGCAAUGUGGCCGAGUUGAUCUGAAAAGUGCUCCAUAUGAUACAAUACAGUUGAAAAGAGGUCCUUCAUGGCUGGACAAAUCCUGUGAAGAAUUUGGGCCCCCAUUGUUUCAGUCAUCACAUGGGUUACAGGUUCCUCUUAGCAGCAUAUUGCCAAAGGUUCAAAUGGAGGCUAUCUUAUGGGGUGUUGGGACCACACUAGGGGAGCUUCCUCCAUAUUUUCUCUCAAGGGCAGCAAGUAUGUCAGGAAGCAAAGUGAAUUCCAUGGAAGAAUUGGAAGAUUCCUCAAGUGAGGAUAAUGGAUUCAUGGCUACACAUCUGAAACUGAUCAAAUGCUGGCUUUGGUCUCACAUCCAACAUUUGAACUUCUUCACAAUUUUAGUGCUAGCUUCGGUCCCAAAUCCCCUAUUUGACCUUGCUGGCAUCAUGUGCGGACAAUUUGGCAUUCCAUUCUGGAAGUUCUUUCUUGCAACAUUGCUGGGCAAGGCAAUUUUCAAAACUCACAUACAGACAGUUUUUAUCAUCUCUGUCUGCAACAAUCAACUUCUUGACUGGAUAGAGAAUGAAUUGAUCUGGGUCCUCAGCCUUGUACCCGGUUUUGAUACUUUCCUGCCUGAGCUCACGGCAAAACUCCAUGCAGUCAAAGAUAAGUACUUGGCAGCACCACAUCUAGUGCGGACUAAUGUCAAGGCUGGUACCUCUUUCUCCUUGAGUUCUAAAGACCAUGGUCUUUAGAAUCUCAGGCAAAAGCGCAAGGUUUUUAGAUGCUCUGUAGAUUUUUCCAGUUAAUAAAUCUUUCUUCUUGUUAAACUCUACAUGAAAUACUUGGCAGGUGAACAAGUGGGAUUUUUCAUUUGCUUCAAUGUGGAACACAUUUGUCUGGCUCAUGCUCAUGAACUUCUUUAUCAAGAUUGUGACAGCAACUGCACAAAGGUACCUGAAAAAGCAACAGGAGAAGCAAAUGGAUGAAUUGAGGAAAGAAUCAUCAGUUUCAACAAAUUCUCAUUAGGAGGUAGACCAUGUGUCUUGUUGUACAGGCUACAUUGCAUCCGAACUCUCUUCUAUUUUUUCUUUUUCUUCUUUUUUUUUUUUCUCUCCCUUGUAACUAGUAGUGAUAGUAAAAGCUAUAGUGAGGCUGUUUUACGAGUGAAAAUUGAAGCUAUCCCAUAAAACUCUUCUGCAUUGCUAGAUACCCUGGUUAGAAGCUUGUACAGGAAAAGAAUGGAGUAUAGAAGUUGCAGGUUUACAACAUCCUAUGUAAUGUUGGGGAAAAACAUUAUUAGGAUGGGGUUUUGCUCAUUGUUAAGUACUGUUUAACAUUGGGAAAUUGAAACCUUACUGUUAUUCUUUGGCAAUGCAAGACGUCUACCUCCACAUUUUAACU
Molecule: messenger RNA, 2115 nt
Organism: Rubroshorea leprosula
Lineage: Eukaryota; Viridiplantae; Streptophyta; Magnoliopsida; Malvales; Dipterocarpaceae
Source: the annotation of a GenBank genome assembly